CGGUCAUGCAACCCAGAGAGAGCUCUGUCACUCAGCACCUUCUUCCCAGAAACCCUCACGGAGCCAUCCUCAUUCGAACUAUUUGGGUUCAUCUGAUUCGACACAAAGUGCAACCCCCACUGCCAGGAGUCAAGGAGGGCGUGCUGACUGGUUGAAGAGCCCUCACCAUGGAUUCCGAUAUCACUACGCUCAUGAUGCGCAAGCUAGGGUCGGGAAAGGACGAGUUUGGCAAGGAAAUGGACACGACGCGGGCGCUCUGGCUUGAUGUUCUGAUGGACGGCAGACCUCGAAAGUCCAACAGCCCGUUGGUCAGCCUACCGGCCGAAAUUCUCGCCGAGAUAUUGGAUGGUAUCGCUGACGACAAGGCAACCCUAGCUGCCCUGGCAUUGGUCAACAGCGACUGCAGACACCUCGCGCGUUCUUGUCAGUUUGCCCACGUGUGUUUCGACUACAGCCCUCGCGCCUGGGAAUUUCUCACCCACGUCGUGAGGAAGCGCAAGACGGAGAGCCGCCUCGGAAUAUACGUCCGCAGAGUGACCAUCAGCCCCCAUCCAGGCUGGGUUAGAGAGACCCAUUCCGAUGCCUUUGAAGCCGUGUUUGGGGACCACAAUUUGCAAGGUGGAAACCGAACAUACCUGCGGUACCGUUCCAUACUCAUGGGGGCAAUUGCCUUGGCCAUGCCUCAUGUCUCGGCAAUUUCUUGGCAUGAUCGACUGAUUGUCCGCGCCGACUUCUUUUAUACUAUCACCCGCUUGAACAUUCAAGAACUUAUACUGCAUGGGCUUACCAUCGACAAGGCUUACCGCAUAGAGCCUCCCCUGUCGCCGCCUUCCUUGCCCCUCCGCCGCCUCUUCCUGAACGAUGUUCACGUGGAAAUAAAACGCGGUGCAGACGAUGGUGCUGGUAUUGGCACGGACACUAGCAUCGAUCCUAUAUCCAUCUUCUUCGCAACACUACUCAGGGGCUGCGCGCCCACGCUCGAGUCGCUAGACUGCCUGCAUGGUCUCUACCAGCAGCACGUGGUCUCUCUUGGCGAUGAACCUCUGUCUUUCCCUUGCCUUCGGCGCCUGGUCGUUCGGUACCUCAAACUGUCGCUACCCUCCAUGAUAGCUCUGCUCAAAGCACCCCUCAGACACCUCGUCGUACCGGAUUGCAAAGGUGUCGACAAGGCUCUCUCGAAAUGCUCGCCCCUACCCUGCCUUGAGACGUUGGUCAUUCCGUCCCUCACGCUAAGCAGGUGGAGAGCCGACGAGAGGUCCAAGUCUCUGGUCGCCCUCCUCGAGGACCACAAACAGAUUCGGAAGCUCUGCGUAGAGCAAGCCGCGUCUGAGGCCCUCGACACCCUAAUCGUCCCCAUCAUAUCGGCAGGCAGCUUCACAAACCUCCGCUCGCUCUCCCUGUCGUGGUCGGGCCCUGGUACUGCCGAAGAAACGCGACCUCAUAUCGCAACAAUCUCCAAUACGUCACUCGCCGCCAUUGGGACAAUCGAAUCACUGGAGCAGCUUUAUCUCAGUGCGGGCGAGAAUGGCGGAUGGCGCCACCAGUGGCUUGUGGACCACGACGAGCUACGUGGGCACCUGAGCGGACUGAAGAGACUGAAAAGGCUAGCCCUUUCCCGCGAUACAUACCUGGAGACGAUCUUUGAGCCGGAGAAGUACUACUCUUAUCGGGUUGCCAGUCCUCAGAUGCGGUACGAUGCGAGGACUCGGCCUGAACUUGACUACCCCGGCGGAACAGCAUUCUAUCAUGAGAGUGAUGAUGACCCAAUGGCCGAUGAUGGUCCUCACCUCGGAGAGCACGAAGAACACUUUCGAUCGCUGAACGCCGAGGAAGUCUGGGAACUCGGUCACCGGAACCGCAUGAUCACACACGUUGAGAAGUACGCGGUUGCCAUUCCUAGUCUGGAGUGGAUGGUCUGCGGGGAGUUCCCUAUGGAGAUUGUUCGUGGAGAUUGGGGCAUAGCGGUCAAUCCUCUGGCUGGUGAAAGGGAUACGUGUUCAACUAUGCUAAACCGUAUGUUUGGGAUGGGGGACCUCGUGAACUGA
Messenger RNA from Phialemonium atrogriseum, 2045 nucleotides. RefSeq lists its product as uncharacterized. The transcript is spliced from 2 exons. The coding region runs from base 168 to 2045 and encodes 625 amino acids. The record is from RefSeq and is a predicted model, not a curated record. NCBI's taxonomy places the organism in Eukaryota, Fungi, Ascomycota, Sordariomycetes, Cephalothecales, Cephalothecaceae.